AUGAAGACACAACAACCAAAAAAUAUAAUUCAGAGACCAUCAAUCGAAAGUAUCAUCAAAGGGAGGGGUAAUACCAGUACCACCAUUCUAACAAAUUUGCAUGACAUUGCCAACGCUUUGCAAGUUCCUGACGAAUACAUUUUGAAAUAUUUACAAUUUGAUUUAUGUGCAGUGUCAAAAUUGAGGAAUCAUCAAGCGUAUAUUUGUGGCAUGCAUCAUGUCGAUCUUUGGAACAAGCCAUUGAGAAAUUUAUUUCACAAUUUGUGGUGUGUCCAAAGUGUUCUCUCCCAAACCAAUUGGAAUUUAUUAAACAAGUUCCUCAUUAUUCGACACUUGUGGACCAGCAACAUGAAAGAGUGCAAGAACCCAUCUUGA
Molecule: messenger RNA, 375 nt
Organism: Naegleria lovaniensis
Lineage: Eukaryota; Heterolobosea; Eutetramitea; Acrasida; Naegleriidae
Exons: 2
Coding region: 1-375 (124 amino acids)
Biological process (GO): translational initiation
Molecular function (GO): translation initiation factor activity
Source: RefSeq, a predicted model, not a curated record